UCAUCGGACUGUCGUCCGCCACUGCCACGGUAUCAGCUUAUACCACAUACUCAGUUUGUGGUGGACACAGUUUACUUUACUUGGAAUGCGACGCUUACUCUUGGACGUGGUGGAUUAUUCAAUGGCCGCUGGUAUACUUUUCCCAGGUCUUUGUUUUUUUAUUUGUGAUUACGUUAUAUAUUGGGUGCAUCGAGCGUUUCAUACACGGUUUUUAUUCAAACACAUACAUGUCUACCACCACCAAUACAACGCUCCGUACCCAUGGGCCGCUUUUGCAGUACACCCGAUUGAAAUGAUAGCAAACGUUUUAGCUCUGUUUUCACUGUUUUUCAUCGUACCAAUACACUGGGUUCCAUACACCACGAUACAGUCGUACAACUUGUACCACACCAUCCAACAACAUUCUGGCAUCGAUUUCAAACCAUCGUGGUGGCAGCUUUGGAGAGCAGACGUAAUGUACCACGAUGCUCACCAUAUGAUCGGCAGAGUCAACUUUAGUCUGAGCUGCCACGUGUGGGACAAAAUUCAUGGUACCAUGCAUGAAUCGAAUCGAAACCAGUCUUCGAAAAAAUCCAAGGAUCCUUCGAUAAUUGGUCGGUCGUCGGCCAAUAAGUAAUGCUUUGUAAAGUAAAAGAUUUAAAAGAUAAAAUAUUUUAAAGGUAAAAGAUUUUUUUGUUGAUAUGUACUUAUAUACAGUGGAAAUAUGAACAAAACAUUUUACUAGAACUCGAUUUUAUCAGACUUGGUGUUGUUAAAAAUUAAUAAAAGAUAGAUAUAUAUUUUACGUUAAUAAUCAUUUAUGCUGCUGUA
Molecule: messenger RNA, 810 nt
Organism: Adelges cooleyi (spruce gall adelgid)
Lineage: Eukaryota; Metazoa; Arthropoda; Insecta; Hemiptera; Adelgidae
Product: lathosterol oxidase-like
Exons: 4
Coding region: 86-616 (176 amino acids)
Biological process (GO): sterol biosynthetic process
Molecular function (GO): C-4 methylsterol oxidase activity; iron ion binding
Source: RefSeq, a predicted model, not a curated record